GGCGCGCAGCACUGGUCCUUUUCCCGCUAGAGCUGCGAAAAAUUUACUAUAAAUGUGUCGAUUUAUUUUCGAUCUUUAACAAAAUAUGAACGAUUAAAUCGAAAACACUAUUAUUUGUUUUUAAAUUUAAUGAGAUCCGUAAAAAAAAAUAAAUAAAAUAAAUUUGUUCGAAUUAAAUAAAGAAAAUUAAUGUUCAAUACCAUUAAUAAGUAUAUUCUUAGAAAAUAGCAAACGAAAGAAAUUAAAUUACAUAAACCACUGGUUUUUGCUGGCAAAAACGAACUUAUUUAUAGUUUUAGGUACAGUGAUUGUUUUAAACCCAAAUCGAUGCAUCGACCAAAACGGAAAGAAACGAUGUAAUCGAUGUUGACAUCGAUUUUCUCCCAGCUCUAUUGUCCGCUCCGCCAAUUCCACCAUCCCGUCGCCUGCUUGGACCACCUGCACCCAAUGACAACGAUGCAACGCCUCCUUUGUGGACCGAGGGAAUCUCUGGCUGGCUGCAAGUGACAAGCGGCGAGCGAUAUCGAAGCACCAACGAAAACCAAAUCCUGACCAGCAACGAAGCGACGAAAUGAAGCUGUUGGGCAAAUACGUGGACAAGGGCAUGCAGGGCAACAUAACCCUGAUGCCGGAGGAGUCGGAGGACAUGUGGCAUGCCUACAAUCUGAUAGCCGAGGGCGACAGCGUGCGCAGCACCACCAUCCGCAAGGUGCAGAAUGAGACGGCCACCGGCUCUUCCACUAGCAGUCGCGUCCGCACCACGCUGACCAUCGCCGUGGAGAGCAUAGACUUCGACACGCAGGCGUGCGUGCUCCGGCUGAAGGGGCGGAACAUCGAGGAGAACCAGUACGUCAAGAUGGGCGCCUACCACACCCUGGAUCUGGAGUUGAAUCGCAAGUUUGAGCUGCGGAAGCCCGAGUGGGACACCAUUGCCCUGGAGCGCAUCGAGAUGGCCUGCGAUCCCACACAGUCGGCGGAUGUGGCCGCCGUCGUAAUGCAAGAGGGCUUGGCCCACGUCUGCCUCAUCACGGCCAGCAUGACGCUGGUGCGUAGCAAGAUCGAGGUCUCGAUUCCGCGCAAACGCAAGGGCAGCGUCCAGCAGCACGAGAAGGGUCUGGCCAAGUUCUACGAGCAGGUGAUGCAGAGCAUCCUGCGGCACGUCAACUUCGACAUCGUCAAGUGUGUGCUUAUUGCCUCGCCGGGUUUUGUGCGGGAUCAGUUCUACGAUUACAUGUUCCAGCAGGCGGUGAAGAUGGACUACAAGCUGCUGCUGGACAACAAGAGCAAGUUCAUGCUGGUGCACGCCUCCUCGGGAUUCAAGCACUCCCUGAAGGAAGUUCUUCAAGAUCCUGCCGUUCUGUCCAAAAUGUCCGACACCAAGGCUGCCGGCGAGGUCAAGGUGCUGGAACAGUUCUAUAUGAUGCUACAAUGUGAGCCCUCCAAGGCCUUCUACGGCAAGAAGCACGUCCUCCAGGCCGCCGAAUCCCAGGCCAUUGAAACGCUGCUCAUCUCGGAUAAUCUCUUUAGAUGUCAAGACGUCAAUCUCAGGAAGGAGUAUGUCAAUCUGGUCGAAUCUGUUCGCGAUGCUGGCGGCGAGGUGAAAAUCUUUUCCAGCAUGCACAUCUCAGGAGAACAACUUGCUCAACUGACUGGAAUCGCAGCUCUCUUGCGCUUCCCCAUGCCGGAACUGGAGGAAAGCGAUGAUGAUGACGACGAAGAGGGAGCGGCGGGAGGAGAUGAUAGCGAUAGCGACUAGGAAUGAAAUAUAUAUAGAAUAUAAUCUUGGCAUUUGUUAAGAGGAGCUGUAAUUGUGCUAGCGAUGGAUAACAAGAGUAGAGAUUUAGAGAAAUAGGAACCACGACAGACUUGGACUGCGUCAGGGCAUAUACAAUAUAAAUAGUGCUAAUUCGAUACGAUAUAUACUAGAGGUUUAC
Drosophila kikkawai is the source of this 1934-nucleotide messenger RNA. It is a transcript of the gene pelo, whose product is annotated as protein pelota. The record is from RefSeq and is a predicted model, not a curated record. Gene Ontology annotation, biological process: nuclear-transcribed mRNA catabolic process, no-go decay; nuclear-transcribed mRNA catabolic process, non-stop decay; RNA surveillance. Lineage: Eukaryota; Metazoa; Arthropoda; Insecta; Diptera; Drosophilidae. Gene Ontology annotation, cellular component: cytoplasm.